This is a messenger RNA of Vombatus ursinus (common wombat), 5055 nucleotides long. It is a transcript of the gene KIFC3, whose product is annotated as kinesin family member C3. Gene Ontology annotation, biological process: microtubule-based movement. Bases 108 to 2918 code for a protein of 936 amino acids. NCBI's taxonomy places the organism in Eukaryota, Metazoa, Chordata, Mammalia, Diprotodontia, Vombatidae. The transcript is spliced from 22 exons. The record is from RefSeq and is a predicted model, not a curated record. Gene Ontology annotation, molecular function: microtubule motor activity; microtubule binding; ATP binding.
UUGUAGCUCCUCCCCCGGCGGCAGGGGAGCUGCCACCCCGGAGGGACCCCGACCUGGGCAGCGGGGACCAGGUCCCCAGGAGCCUGUGGGUCAUUGAACCCCGUGCCAUGAUUACAUCUCUAAAGACCUGGAAUCCGGGCACCGCUGCCUCUGCCAGGGCCCCGUGGAAAGGAAGCUGUGCCCAGGACAGUGGGGAUCCUGUGAUGGCCAGCCCCGCCUCUCCGUGCUCCCGCCCUUUCCCACACGCCAGCCAGGGGAGGUGGAGAACUGGGCUCAGUAAGGAUACCCUUGGUGGCGGAGAAGAGGAUUCAGGUCAGACCUCUACCCAACCGACCCUAGCUCAGCGCCAAGCCCUCAGCGUGGACUGGUCUGGUCCUGGGAGUCCUCGGAGACUCUACCUGACUGUCCAGGCACUGCAGGACAAGGUGUGUGCAUGCAAGAGUCAGGAGAAGAAGGAGGAGAAGCAGCGGAAGAGGCCGGCACUGGCCCCCAAGCGGGCCCAAGACUUGGCCCAGGCAAAGGAAGCCCACACCAUGAAUGUUGAGAAACCAGGUGGGAGGCUCUUUGGCGGUGGGAAGUGCUCAGGCCUACCUGGGGCCCGCCAGUUACCCAUGAUCCAGAAGAUGGUGGAGUCCAUGGCCCAGCUCCAGGAAGAGAAGGGCCGACUGCAGGAGCAGUUAAUGGCGUUGCAGAGAAAGCUGACCCUUCGGGAGAACGACCAGCAAACUGUGUCCACACAGCUGCAAGCUCAGGUGGAAAAUCUGAAGGACAAACUCAUUGGCCAGGUCCAGGAAGUGAAUAGACUCCGUUCAGAGCUGGGAGGCACAGACUUGGAGAAACACCGGGAUCUCCUGAUGGUGGAGAAUGAGCGCCUGAGGCAGGACAUGAAGCGAUGCGAGGCCGAGCUGCAGGAGCUGAGAGCGCGGCCUCCCCCGUGCCCGGACUGCGAGCACAGCAAGGAGAGUGCCCAGCUGCGGGAGAAGCUGGCCCAGCUGCAGGUGGAGACGGAGGAGAACAAGGGCCGGCUGGCCGAGCUGGACCUGGAGGUGCAGCAGAAGACCAACCGUCUGGCCGAGGUGGAGCUGCGCCUCAAGGACUCCCUGGCCGAGAAGGCGGAGGAGGAGGAGAGGCUGAGCAGGCGCCUGCGGGACAGCCAGGAGACCAUCGCCACCUUGAAGGCUCAGCCUCAGCCCAUCAAGUACAUCAUCAAGACGGUGGAAGUAGAUUCAUCCAAGACCAAGCAGGCCCUGUGUGAAACCCAAGCCCGGAACCAGUAUUUACAGGAGCAGGUGGGGAUGCAGAGACAAGUGCUGAAGGAAAUGGAACAGCAGCUUCAGAAUUCUCAACAGACGAUGGCCCAGCUCAAGGCCCAGAUCAUGAUGUAUGAGUCAGAGUUGGAGCGGGCUCACGGGCAGAUGCUGGAGGAGAUGCAGACCAUGGAAGAGGAUAAGAACCGGGCCAUUGAGGAAGCUUUUGCCAGGGCCCAAGUAGAAAUGAAGGCUGUACAUGAAAACCUGGCAGGUGUCAGGACCAACCUUCUGACUCUGCAGCCCGCCCUUCGGACCCUCACCAAUGACUACAAUGGCCUGAAGAGGCAGGUUCGAGAUUUCCCACUCCUGCUGCAGGAAGCCCUGAGGAGUGCCAGAGCAGAGAUUGGCCAAGCCAUCGAAGAGGUGAACAGCACGAACCGAGAACUGCUGAGGAAAUACCGCCGGGAACUCCAGCUCCGCAAAAAGUGUCACAAUGAGCUUGUGAGGCUGAAAGGAAACAUCCGUGUGAUUGGUCGGGUCCGACCGGUCACCAAAGAGGACGGGGACGGGCCUGAGGCUAGCAAUGCAGUGACCUUUGACUCCGAUGAUGAUGCUGUCAUCCACCUGCUACAUAAGGGAAAGCCCGUGUCUUUUGAGCUGGACAAGGUGUUUCCUCCACAUGCAACCCAACAAGAUGUGUUCCAAGAAGUCCAGGCACUGAUCACUUCAUGCAUUGAUGGCUACAACGUCUGCAUUUUUGCCUACGGACAGACGGGUGCUGGCAAAACGUACACGAUGGAGGGCACGAUUGAAAACCCCGGGAUCAAUCAGCGGGCCCUUCAGCUACUCUUCUCCGAGGUGCAGGAGAAGGCAUCAGAUUGGGAGUACACCAUCACGGUCAGCGUGGCAGAGAUUUACAACGAAGCCCUCAGGGAUUUGCUGGGAAAGGAGCCACAGGAGAAGCUGGAGAUUAAGCUGUGUCCGGAUGGCAGUGGCCAGCUGUACGUGCCGGGGCUGACGGAGUUCAAAGUGCAGAGUGUGGAAGACAUCAACAGGGUAUUUGAAUUUGGUCACACCAACCGGACCACUGAAUUCACCAACCUCAACGAGCACAGCUCUCGGUCCCAUGCCCUUUUAAUCAUCACCGUCCGGGGCACUGACUAUAGCACAGGGCUUCGGACCACUGGGAAGCUAAACCUAGUGGACCUGGCUGGGUCAGAACGUGUGGGCAAGUCUGGAGCAGAGGGCAGCCGGCUCCGCGAGGCCCAGUACAUCAACAAGUCUCUGUCGGCCCUGGGAGACGUGAUCUCUGCUCUUCGGUCCCGCCAGGGCCACGUGCCAUUCCGUAACUCCAAACUCACCUACCUACUCCAGGACUCCCUCAGUGGGGACAGCAAAACCCUCAUGCUGGUGCAGGUCUCCCCUGUGGAAAAGAACACCAGCGAGACCCUGUGUUCUCUGAAGUUUGCUGAGAGAGUGAGAUCCGUGGAGUUGGGCCCAGGGUCACGGAGGGCUGAGCUGAUGUCAUGGUCUAGUCAGGAGCACUUGGAGUUUGAUGGAGGCUCAGUCCAGACUCCGUCUUCCGCCCGGUCAUAUUCCUCUUCUAGUACUGGGGCUCCCAUUAGCCGGUCUAGCUCAAUCCGGAGGAAGCUGCAGACCUCAGCCUGAAUUCGGGGGUCUGUCUGGCAUGUUCCUCGGAAAGACAAAGCCAGUGCCAGUAUGAUACACCAGGAGCGCAACCAGGAUACACCAACAUCUGGGUGUCCAGUGCCCGGGAAAUCCGAGGGUGUGAGGUUGGAGGAAGGACACUGCGUACUGCUCACCUCCUCCCUUUCCACCCAGAAUCAAGGACCCUAAGUGUGCACAGACUGUUCUUAGGCCCGGGAAGGAGAGGGCUUCUCCUUUCUGCCCUAGACACUCUGCUUCUCCCCAGCCCUAUCCCCGACAGAUGUGAAAUUAGUUUUGAAGGAAAUGAAUCUUUUCCCCAGCCCAGACUUGAGGGAGCACCGAGAGUGUGUGUUGGUGUGUUGGGGGCUGCAAUGGGCCUGGCUGGACCGUAGGCACACCCCAGCCUGCAGGACUGACCUCCUCGCCCUGCCUGUGGGCUGCAAGCGUUUUAGGUUGCAGGGAGGCCACAUGGUCUUUGGGCUUCAAGUUGGCUCAUCUGGAGGCUUGUGUUAGUCCAGAUGAUGGGAGCUGGGCCUGGCCCUAGGAGCAGGUGCCCACCUUUCUGAUAGCUGACCUACAGUAUGAUCAGUGCUCUGACUCAGACCUAAUUGUGGACAGAGGUGGACAUUCCCUCGGGACCUCGGAGCAGCACGGUGGAAGAAGGCUUUGCCUACCUAUUCUGUCUUACAUCCUUGGGCCGUCCCGGGCCUCAUCUCUUAGCCCAAUUCCUGCCAACAGAUCCCCCGCCUAUGGGGGCCCCAGGGGUGGAACGCAACUCAUUUUGUGGGAUUGGCCUGGAGUUUGCUCUUUGUGGGUUUUUGGUUCAAAUGCCCCCUUAAAGCCAAUGGGCAAAGAGGAAACUUAGAUUUCCCUGUGAGGGAAAAAAGGGCCUGGGAACAUGGUGGCAUCAAGGAAUUAUCUUCAUUCAAUUAUGGGGGCUGCCACACCAUGGGCUCCUUAUAGCUGCACCUGAAGGCUGGAGGAAGGGGGCAGGAGACAUGGGCUUUCUCUAUGGCUUCUCCACCCCACCCCCUUUCCACAGUGAAUCUCCUUAUUCUAAGCCUACUGUCCUUCCCUACUCCUUGGAGCUACUCUCCUUCUUCUCCCCUCCAUUUCCAUCCAUCCACACGACUUGGUUUUCUGGAAAACCAUUAGCCUGCAGGACCCCAGAGGCUGCUCUAACCUCUUGUCCUUGCCAUGCAGAGGAGGGAGGCUGGGAAUGGCCAGGCUAAGACCUCCAUCAACAAUCUCAGAACUUUGUGGGGCGAGGGAAAGAUGAUUGGCUCCCGUCUCCUGGCAUAACAUCCUCUCAACCCUCGUUCUUUCUGUUUCCCAAGGGAAUGAUGCACUUUAUGGAAAAAGUCAACAGACUACCCCAUCCAAUCAUUGCGGAGGGAAUAGGUGACAAUUCCCCAGACAGGCUGGUUCAAAACAACAUGGGAGAUGGGGAAAAAUUGGCUUUCAAAAUGCAGGUGACUGGUGGGCAGGCAGCCAGGGGCAGUAUGCCCACAGCUGCAGGGAGGUCUGUCCCCUAAGCCCUCACCUGUGCAGAGAUCCCAGGGAGGGAAUCAUCUUACCCAGGGAGGGGGUUUCAGUCCUGAAACCCUAGCUUCCUUCUCAUUUCCUCCACCCUUCCCAGUUUCCUUAAGUUUAUAUUUGGUAAACCCAAGGGAGGGGAAGGGGCUAGAAACCCAAAAGACAAGGGGAGGGGGACAAGUAGCUAACUUCCCUCCAGGUGGGAAACAAAAGCAUGAAAAGUGAAUCUGUACAUACCUGUAUAUAGGUGUACAUAGACACCGCUGGAGAGUUAAUCUAAUCGGCGGAGAUAAAUUUUAAGUUUUUUUUCUCUCAAUCCCCCCCCCACCCCCAAGGCUGUUGCUGGACACAUAUUUAUAUCUCCCAGAGGCUCAGUGCCCUCAGGCUCAUUUUUUGUGAAGUUUGAUUGUUGUUUGUGACUCGACCCUCUUGGAGGCCAGGAGGUCCUUGGAGUGGCCAGGCAGUUUACGUCUCGAAUGCACUGGUUUCUCUUUUCCCACUACAGCCCUUUUUAAUGUUUCUCAUAAUUCCUAAUCAAGAUCUUUUGGAAUAUGAGCUGUUUUUACUGAUUUUAAUAAAGAGAGCUCUUUUGCACAAAUUA